Molecule: messenger RNA, 1344 nt
Organism: Penicillium canescens
Lineage: Eukaryota; Fungi; Ascomycota; Eurotiomycetes; Eurotiales; Aspergillaceae
Product: fungal specific transcription factor domain-containing protein
Exons: 1
Coding region: 1-1344 (447 amino acids)
Biological process (GO): positive regulation of transcription by RNA polymerase II
Cellular component (GO): nucleus
Molecular function (GO): DNA-binding transcription factor activity; transcription cis-regulatory region binding
Source: RefSeq, a predicted model, not a curated record
AUGGCCAUCGGCGAGCAAGAGCCUUGUGAGCUAAAACCAUCAUCUUCAAUGUCACCAUUCUCUUUCUCUCAACCUAUGGAGAUGAAUAAUGUGUUAAUGCAGAACAUACGACCAUCCCUCCCCCUAUUUCCAUCACUCGACGAACUGGGAAACCGAGUGCUGUUUGACUAUUAUAUCAACCAAGUAUGUCCGCGAACAGUACAUAGUCCUCAGUCACAAUCACCAUUUGCAUCUGUCAUUCUUCCAUAUUGUGUAUCAGCCUCGCCCACAGUGCUACGAGCAAUCCAGGCUUUGGCAGCUUGCCAUUGGUCCCAAUACGACUCCCAAUACAGCAACAUCGGCCUGCAAUUAAAGUCGCAAGUUCUAAACGACUUUCGAAAGCGAAUCAACAUCGACCCCUGUUCUCUUGUUGCGGAAGACCCUGAAGUCUUGGUUAUCGUGAUGUUCCUCUGUCUCUUCGAGAUCGUGGAUGACUGCGACAAGCAGUGGAUUGUCCAUCUCCAAGGAGCGAAAGAUAUUAUUCGACUUCGAAGGCGGCAGCAGCGUUUGUUAACAGAGACAAGUGAAAGUAUGCCGCAAGAUCCGGUAUCCUCGUUUACGGAACUUUUCUUCGCUUUUCAAGACGUGAUGGGCCGGACCGCUUGUGCAAAAGCGGACCUUUUCGGAUCGAGCUAUUGGCAUGAGGACGAUACAACUAUAAAUCUUUGGAUGGGCUGCAGCCCGGCUCUUGUCUCGAUCAUAUUUUCAGUCAUGGACUUAAGUCGGUCACGACGGCUCAUGAUCUCAGAUGAGGAUCAGGUGACUUUCAAUAUUCGAGCUGCCACGUUGAGCAAUAAGCUGCACACUCUCCGGCAAGAGAUUCAUACCGAUGAAAAAGAAGACCUGACUAUUCACAAGAUCGCCGAAUUGAAACGACUCACUGCUGUUGUCUAUCUGAAUUGCGCGUUAUAUGGUGGGCAACCAGCAGAAGACGUGAUCAAGACUUACGUUCGGAGGAUAUUAAAGGAGGUUGUUGAGUUACUAGCUUUAGAAUCAGCCUGCCACGUCAUCUGGCCUCUUUUCGUUGCCGCUGUAGAACUGGAUCCGCUUGAUACUGAACUCUGGGCGGACCCGGAGACUGCAUCAGUGACAGACGGCAGAAGACUUGUCUUGGAGUUGCUCACUAGGAUGGCCAAGAACAGUGUCUCGAGUGUCUCUCGGACGCGCGCGGUUAUUGAGCAGGUUUGGAAAUCUCGGGACUUUAGUUUGUCUCAGUCUUCUAAGCCGAAACAAUCAUCUAUCACGGUUUUAAACGACUGGGAAAGAUAUGUUGUGCCAGUGAGUGAUGCUUUGAGUUUAGUAUAA